AAGGGAGAGAAACAAAAAGAAAAACUCAAAAACUCUUUGAUCAAAAAACAAAAAAAAACUCAAAAAACUCUACACGAAAUGGACGCGACGAUAGGAAAGGUUUUCGAUUCCGUCUCUACCUUCUUCUCCGGCGUAACCACCGGCUCCUCCGAUGAGUUCCCCUUGUGCGACACCGACAUCAUCUCGGGAUGCGAGAAAGAGCUUGCAGAGGCUCAGAAAGGCCAAGACGAAGGGUUUAAGAAGGAAUCCAUCAUGCGUCUAUCAUGGGCCCUUGUUCACUCCAAGGUGCCUGCGGAUAUUCAGCGUGGGAUAGCAAUGCUUGAAGGUUCGGUGGUUAGUGAUACAAGUCCAAUGACACUAAGGGAGAAGCUAUAUCUCCUUGCUAUUGGAUACUAUCGAAGCGGCGACUUUUCAAGAAGUCGGGAUUAUAUAGAACGGUGUUUGGAGGUUGAACCGGAGUGGAGACAGGCUCAGACGCUAAGAACGGCUAUAGAGGACCGUAUUGUGAAAGAUGGUGUUAUUGGCGUUGGAAUCGCUGUUACUGCUGUUGGGGUUGUUGCUGGUGUUGCUGCAGCCUUGUUACGCAGAGGCUGAGAAGGAAAGAACCCGUCGUACAUGUGCAUGUUUCCCUGAUCUUCAGUGAGUUUCUUUGUGAGCUUGGAAGAAUGUAUUUAUCAAAGGGCUUGGAAGAAUGUUUUAUUUAUUAUUAAAGGAAAACAAAUAAGUUGUAAAUCCAAUCUUAUUAUGAAUAUAGAGAAACAGCAUUACUGA
Messenger RNA from Raphanus sativus (radish), 771 nucleotides. Its product is annotated as mitochondrial fission 1 protein B. The transcript has 4 exons. The record is from RefSeq and is a predicted model, not a curated record. NCBI's taxonomy places the organism in Eukaryota, Viridiplantae, Streptophyta, Magnoliopsida, Brassicales, Brassicaceae. The coding region runs from base 79 to 594 and encodes 171 amino acids. Gene Ontology annotation, cellular component: mitochondrial outer membrane; peroxisomal membrane. Gene Ontology annotation, molecular function: protein binding. Gene Ontology annotation, biological process: mitochondrial fission; autophagy of mitochondrion; peroxisome fission.